GCGGCCGCGGCUCUGGCCGCGGCGGUGGGUGUGUGCGAGUGUGUGAAGGACGCCACCUCUCGCUCCUGCUUUGCAGGCGGCGGCGGGCGGCGGGGCUUCUCGCUCCGGCAGCGGCGGCGACAGCGGUGGCGGCUUCCGGAGUCCCGCCGCGAAGAUGCUCAAAGUCACGGUGCCCUCGUGCUCGGCCUCGUCCUGCUCUUCGGUCACCGCCAGUGUGGCCCCGGGGGCCGGGAGCCUCGUCCCGGAUUACUGGAUCGAAGGUUCCAACAGAGAUGCUUUGAGCGAUUUCUUCGAGGUGGAGUCAGAGCUGGGACGGGGUGCUACAUCCAUUGUGUACAGAUGCAAACAGAAGGGGACCCAGAAGCCUUAUGCUCUCAAAGUGUUAAAGAAAACAGUGGACAAAAAAAUUGUAAGAACUGAGAUAGGAGUUCUUCUUCGCCUCUCACAUCCAAACAUUAUAAAACUUAAAGAGAUAUUUGAAACUCCUACAGAAAUCAGUCUGGUCCUAGAACUGGUCACGGGAGGAGAACUGUUUGACAGGAUUGUGGAGAAGGGAUAUUAUAGUGAACGAGAUGCUGCAGAUGCUGUUAAACAAAUCCUGGAGGCAGUUGCCUACCUACAUGAAAAUGGGAUUGUCCAUCGUGAUCUCAAACCAGAGAAUCUUCUCUAUGCAACUCCAGCCCCAGAUGCACCACUCAAAAUCGCUGAUUUUGGACUCUCUAAAAUUGUGGAACAUCAAGUACUCAUGAAGACAGUGUGUGGAACCCCAGGGUACUGCGCACCUGAAAUUCUUAGAGGCUGUGCCUAUGGACCUGAGGUGGACAUGUGGUCUGUAGGAAUAAUCACCUACAUCUUACUUUGUGGAUUUGAACCAUUCUAUGAUGAAAGAGGUGAUCAGUUCAUGUUCAGGAGAAUUCUGAAUUGUGAAUACUACUUUAUCUCCCCCUGGUGGGAUGAAGUAUCUCUAAAUGCCAAGGACCUGGUCAGAAAACUAAUUGUUUUGGAUCCUAAGAAACGGCUGACUACCUUCCAAGCUCUCCAGCACCCAUGGGUCACAGGUAAAGCAGCCAAUUUUGUACACAUGGAUACUGCUCAAAAGAAGCUCCAAGAAUUCAAUGCCCGGCGCAAGCUUAAGGCAGCAGUGAAGGCCGUAGUGGCCUCUUCCCGGCUGGGCAGUGCCGGCAGCAGCCAUGGCAGCAUUCAAGAGAGCCAGAAGGCCAGCCAAGCGCCAGCUCUGACCCAGGAUGGCAGUGAAGAUGUUAAAGCUAUUUCGGAAGGAGAGAAAGCUCAAGGAGGUGGGGCCCAGGUGGCAGUUGACGGGGCAGAGGCUGAGAUGAUGAAGGUACAGGCCGUAGGGGAAGUUAAAGAUGCGGAUAGAAAGGCUACCAACAUGGUGUCCAAGGCACUAGAGGAUGGGAUAAAGGUGGUUGCCCCAGAAAUAGAUGAGGGCCUAGUAGAGGAGAAGCUGAAGACCAUGGAGGAAGCAGCAGUCCCCAAAGAAGGGCAAGAAAACCCGGCUCUGGGAUUUGGAGCUCAGCAGAAUGACGUGGUCCUGCCAGAAUACUGAUUUGGCUUCUUUCCAAACUGGAAGCCAAAUUCUGGCACUUUAUGCAUUUUGUCCUUCAGCAAGGAAGGUGUGGAAGCAUGAUAUGCACCAUAGUGAUUCUGUUUUUUGAGGUGCAAAAAAAUAAUACAUAUCUAUCAGUUGGUAAUCCUAAAUUCAUGCAUGUGACUGCUUUAUGAAAAAAUAGUGUCUUCUAUGAUAUGUAAUGGAUACCUAAUGCCGAGGAGUUAAAUUUGAAAUUGCAAGUAAACACAACAUUUAAAAACAUACAUGUUCAGGGACCAGUAGCACACGUUGAAGUAACUAGUAAAUUGUUUUUGCUUUGAAAACCUAGUCAUCAUAAUCUUUUGGAUUUCUUCAUAAAGCAGUAAUUCCUUUGGACUCUUGCUUAACUAAUAUUAGGUAGUGCUCUAAGACGUGUUCCCAUGGCAUUCACAACAUUAUUCUUUUCAAUGUGCUCAAACUGUCCCAUGUGUUCAAACUGUUUACAAGGAGAUGGUUACAGGUUAGUUUUAUGAUACAUACAAAAAAAAAAAAAAAAUUCCCACCUAAAAUGGUAAGAAAUUGAAGCAUACAUAAGGGCCGUGAAACAAAAUGCCC
This is a messenger RNA of Odobenus rosmarus divergens (Pacific walrus), 2164 nucleotides long. It is a transcript of the gene CAMK4, whose product is annotated as calcium/calmodulin-dependent protein kinase IV. Lineage: Eukaryota; Metazoa; Chordata; Mammalia; Carnivora; Odobenidae. The record is from RefSeq and is a predicted model, not a curated record. Gene Ontology annotation, biological process: protein phosphorylation. Bases 155 to 1567 code for a protein of 470 amino acids. Gene Ontology annotation, molecular function: calmodulin binding; ATP binding; calcium/calmodulin-dependent protein kinase activity. The transcript has 11 exons.